AGGUGGUUACCAUAUAAGGACCGCUAUAUAGUUAUUACUGGAUGUGAUACAGGUAUAGGUCACGCUUUAGCCAAAUCUCUAGACCACAAAGGAUGCAAUGUUAUUGCUGGCUGCUUCAGACCAAAUGAAGAAGGCACCAAGACAUUGGUAAACACAACAUCUAAGCGAUUGAGAGUUGUCGAGCUUGACGUUACAUCUGAUGAAUCUGUGGCACAAUUCUUACAGAAUACAAAGGAAAUACUUGGUUAUGAAGAGCUAUGGGGUUUGGUACAUAAUGCAGGUAUGCAGUAUUAUGGUGAAGUAGAAUUUAUAACCAUGGACUAUUUUCAAUAUAAUAUGCAAGUGAAUCAUUUUGGUGCUGUACGGAUGUGUAAAAGUUUUAUUCAUCUUCUAAGACAAUCUAAAGGUAGAAUAGUUAAUGUAACUAGUGUACUUGGUUUAUACACCGUAAAGUAUCGUUCUACUUAUUCUCCUGCUAAAUACGCUUUGGAAGUAUUUUCUGACAUUCUUCGUCGUGAAAUGAAGAAAUUUGAUGUUGAAGUAUCUAUUGUAGAGCCUGGAGAUUUCAGUGAUGUUACUAGCAUACAACAGGUAGACCGAAUGAAAGAACAAAAUGCUUAUCUGUGGAAUCAGUGUCCAGAUUAUGUCAAGGAUGCGUAUACUGAUGAUUACGUAAAAAAUUUAGGACUGCAUUUGGUGGAGGACAAUAAGAAAGCUUACAAAAAUGAUGUGUCCUUUGUAACAGACGCUAUAGAAGAUGGUCUGUUCUCCACUCAUCCAAGUACUCGAUAC
Molecule: messenger RNA, 792 nt
Organism: Lottia gigantea (owl limpet)
Lineage: Eukaryota; Metazoa; Mollusca; Gastropoda; Lottiidae
Exons: 5
Source: RefSeq, a predicted model, not a curated record